CCCGCCCCGCCCGCCUCCCCGAGCGGGCCGGGCCCGGCGGCACCAUGCAGGCGCAGCCGCUGCUCUACGAGUUCUUCAGCGAGGAGAACGCGCCCAAGUGGCGGGGGCUGCUGGUGCCCGCCCUCAAGAAGGUUCAGGUGCAAGUCCAUCCUAAACUUUCCUCUACUGAAGAUGCAUUACAGUAUGUGGAGGAGUUAAUUCUCCAGUUGUUAAAUAUGUUGUGCCAAGCCCAACCAAGAAGUUUUCUGGAUGUAGAGGAUCGUGUUCAAAAAAGUUUUCCCCAUCCUAUUGAUAAGUGGGCAAUAGCUGAUGCCCAGUCUGCUAUUGAGAAGAGGAAACGAAGAAAUCCCUUGUCUCUCCCAGUCGAAAAAAUCCAUCCUUUACUAAAGGAAGUUCUAGGCUAUAAAAUUGACCAUCAAGUGUCUGUUUACAUAGUGGCAGUAUUAGAGUACAUUUCUGCAGACAUCUUAAAAUUGGUUGGGAAUUAUGUGCGGAAUAUAAGACAUUAUGAGAUUACAAAACAAGAUAUCAAAGUUGCAAUGUGUGCUGAUAAGGUAUUAAUGGAUAUGUUCCAUCAAGAUGUGGAAGAUUUAAGUGCACUAACUUUAUCUGAUGAGGAACCCUCCACCUCAGGGGAGCAAACCUAUUAUGACCUAGUGAAGUCAUUUAUGGCAGAGGUUCGACAAUAUAUAAGGGAACUAAAUCUCAUUAUCAGAGUUUUUAGAGAGCCAUAUGCCUCCAACUCCAAACUGUUUUCAUCUCAUGAUGUGGAAAAUAUAUUUAGUCGUAUAUCGGACAUUCAUGAACUUAGUGUGAAGUUAUUGGGUCAUAUAGAAGACACUGUUGAAAUGACAGAUGAAGGCAGUCCUCAUCCACUAGUAGGCAGCUGUUUUGAAGACAUGGCUGAGGAACUAGCAUUUGAUCCAUAUGAAUCAUAUGCACAAGAUAUUUUGCGACCUGGUUUUCAUGAUCAUUUUCUAAGUCAGUUGUCAAAGCCAGGAGCAGCAUUUUAUUUACAGUCAAUAGGUGAAGGCUUUAAAGAAGCUGUUCAGUAUGUUCUACCACGACUGCUCCUUGCCCCUGUUUACCACUGUCUUCAUUAUUUUGAACUUCUAAAACAAUUGGAAGAAAAAAGUGAGGAUGAAGAGGAUAAAGAAUGCUUGAAGCAAGCAAUAACUGCCCUACUAAAUCUUCAAAGCAGUAUGGAACGGAUAUGCUCUAAGAGUCUUGCAAAACGAAGGCUUAGUGAAUCUGCAUGCCGAUUCUAUACUCAGCAGAUGAAGGGGAAACAGCUAGCAAUUAAGAAAAUGAAUGAAAUCCAGAAAAACAUUGAUGGUUGGGAGGGUAAGGACAUCGGACAAUGCUGUAACGAGUUCAUUAUGGAAGGAACACUCACGCGUGUAGGAGCAAAGCACGAGAGACACAUAUUUCUAUUUGAUGGCUUGAUGAUUUGCUGUAAGUCAAAUCACGGCCAACCGAGACUUCCUGGUGCUAGCAACGCAGAAUAUCGUCUGAAAGAAAAGUUCUUCAUGAGAAAGGUACAAAUCAACGAUAAAGAUGACACUAAUGAAUACAGACAUGCUUUUGAAAUCAUCUUAAAAGAUGAGAACAGUGUUAUUUUUGCUGCUAAAUCAGCUGAAGAGAAAAACAACUGGAUGGCAGCCUUGAUAUCUUUGCAAUAUAGAAGCACGUUGGAAAGGAUGUUGGAUGUAACAAUGUUGCAGGAAGAAAAAGAGGAGCAAAUGAGAUUUCCAAAUCCUGAGCUUUACAGAUUUGCAGAACCUGACUCUGAAGAGAAUAUUGUGUUUGAAGAAAACAUGCAGCCCAAGUCUGGAAUCCCCAUCAUUAAGGCAGGAACUGUGGUCAAGCUCAUUGAGAGGCUGACUUAUCACAUGUAUGCAGAUCCCAACUUUGUUCGGACUUUUCUCACAACGUAUAGAUCCUUCUGUAAACCUCAAGAGUUGCUGAGUCUGCUAAUAGAAAGGUUUGAAAUUCCAGAGCCUGAGCCAACAGAAGCUGAUCGUAUUGCUAUGGAGAAUGGAGACCAGCCUCUGAGCGCAGAGUUAAAAAGAUUUAGGAAAGAGUACAUCCAACCUGUGCAGCUACGAGUAUUAAAUGUAUGUCGACACUGGGUAGAACACCACUUCUAUGACUUUGAAAGAGAUGCUGAUCUUCUGCAACGUCUGGAGGAAUUUAUUGGAACAGUAAGAGGCAAAGCAAUGAAAAAAUGGGUUGAAUCAAUCACGAAGAUAAUCAACCGGAAAAAGCAGGCACAAGCCAUUGGGCCAAGUCACAACAUUACUUUUGAGAGCCCACCUCCAGCAAUUGAAUGGCACAUCAGCAAACCAGGACACACAGAGACUUUUGACUUGCUCACUCUACAUCCAAUAGAAAUUGCUCGACAGCUCACUUUACUUGAGUCAGAUUUUUACAGAGCUGUGCAGCCAUCUGAACUAGUUGGAAGUGUGUGGACAAAGGAAGAUAAAGAAAUAAAUUCUCCCAACCUUCUCAAAAUGAUAAGGCAUACAACUAACCUCACGUUAUGGUUUGAAAAAUGCAUUGUAGAAACAGAAAACCUAGAGGAAAGAGUAAUUGUAGUGAGCCGGAUAAUUGAGAUCCUGCAAGUUUUUCAAGAGCUAAACAACUUUAAUGGUGUCCUUGAGAUUGUCAGCGCUAUGAACUCCGCAGCAGUGUAUAGGUUGGAUCACACAUUUGAGCAAAUUCCAAGUCGACAAAAGAAGAUUUUAGAAGAAGCUUAUGAGCUGAGUGAGGAUCAUUAUAAGAAGUACUUGGCAAAACUCAGGUCCAUUAAUCCUCCUUGUGUGCCUUUUUUUGGGAUUUACUUAACUAACAUUUUAAAAACAGAAGAAGGCAAUCCUGAAUUUCUAAAGCGACAUGGGAAAGAACUUAUAAACUUCAGCAAGAGAAGAAAGGUAGCUGAAAUAACUGGAGAGAUACAGCAGUACCAGAACCAGCCAUAUUGUUUAAGAGUGGAAUUUGAUAUCAGGAGAUUUUUUGAAAACCUGAAUCCAAUGGGAAGCAGCAUGGAGACAGAAUUUACAGAUUAUCUGUUCAACAAGUCACUAGAAAUAGAGCCACGAAAUGUCAAGCCUCCACCAAGAUUUCCCAAAAAAUACAGCUAUCCUCUCAAGUCCCCAGGUGUUCGUCCCUCUAAUCCAAGGCCAGGUACCAUGAGGCAUCCUACACCUCUGCAACAAGAGCCAAGGAAAAUUAGUUACAGCCGCAUUCCAGAGAGUGAGACUGAAACUACAGCAUCUGCACCAAACUCUCCCCGAACACCUUUGACCCCUCCCCCUGCUUCUGCUACUUCAAGUACUACAGAUGCCUGCAGUGUGUUUGACUCAGAUCCGUCAAGUCCUUUUCAUGCAAGAUCUGCUUCUGUGUCAUCCAUAAACUUCACCAAAAAUUCAGAUGAAGCUCAUGUUCCCCCUCCAGUUCCUCCACGAAGAAGACCAGAGUCUGCCCCAGCUGAAUCUUCCCCAUCAAAAAUUACUUCUGCACACCUGGACAGCCCUCCAGCAAUCCCUCCUAGGCAACCAACCUCUAAAGUGUAUUCACCAAGGUACUCAGUGCCUGACCGGACCUGCAUCUCUGACCCCCCGGAAAGCCCACCUGUGUUACCACCACGAGAACCUGUGCGAACUCCUGAUGUUUUCUCUAGCUCACCACUACACCUCCAACCUCCACCACUGGGGAGAAAAAGCGAACUUGGUAACACCUUUUUCCCAAACAGUCCGUCUCCGUUUACUCCCCCUCCCCCUCAGACACCUUCUCCACAUGUAGCACGGAGGCAUCUUCCAUCACCACCUUUGAUACCACAGGAUGUGGACCUCCAUUCUGUUGCUGGACCACCUGUUCCUCCACGACAAAGCACUUCUCAACAUAUCCCAAAGCUUCCUCCAAAAACUUACAAAAGGGAGCACACACACCCAUCAGUGCACCGAGACGGACCACCGCUGCUGGAGAACGCCCACUCCUCCUGAACUGUCCCUUGCACUAGGAGUCGCGUUUUCCUGGUGCUACGUCUGUUGCUGGCAAUGGAUGCACUGAACCUGGUGGUGCCAAGGACUUGGGAUGUGUAUGCCAAACACUAAAAACUCUUCAAUUGAUUGGAAAUGCAGUGUACAGAAAUGGAAUUGAAAAAAAAAAAAAAAAAAAAAAGUUCUAGUGGAAAAAUCAGUUAACUUGCUAUUCUUGUUUUAGUAUGGAGGACACUGUUCUAAAGUAAUUGGACAACUGAUUGUACCAGAAAACAGACUUGAGGGACUUCUUUGGCCAAUGAGCAGAGACUGUGUUUGUGUAAUGAUCAAUGAUGUCCAGUACAGGAAGGAAAACAGUCUUGUAUCCAUCAGUUCCAUACAGUAGCACAGUUUUUUGGAAUGAAAACAUUAUGCACUUUUUUUAAAUCUGAAACAGGGAACUUUAUAUCCUUCUUAAUUUUCUUUUGCUUUACUCCCUGCUUUAAAAUAACUUCCUAAAAUUAUGAGAAGGACUGCGAGGAAGAUCUGUGGUACCAAAACCAAGCUAGAAUUAAGGCAAAGCACUGUAUUGCGGUCCUGUUUACAAGUUGUUACAAUGAAUAGUAGGGGGUACCUAGGCUUCACCAAAGAGGUACUUUAUUAUUAUUUUCUGAAAUAUUAUGGUGCCAGUUCAAAAAUAAAUUUUUGCCAGGAAGCAUUAUGUCUAAUUAUUGCUUUCUUUAGAUAGAGCAGAUGAAAGUCUUAAUUAAGAUGACAGCGAUUUUUGUUUCGUUUCGUUUUGUUUUUUAAAGGCAGCACUAUCAUCCGAAGUAAAUAUAUUGCUACGUUUAGAAGACUGUUAAUCUCUGCUAGGUUAUGUCAUGUUCUUUUUAAGGUUUACUGAUAAUCCAUUUCAUGGCUAGUAGCUAUUCUUUUUCAGUCAUGACAUGAAAACAGUCACUUGUGAAAAGGAGCACUCACUGGUCAACUUCCAUAGCUAUUGUCAUGUUUUACUAACAACAGAUUAAUCAACAUACAUAGAAUUGCCUUGCAGUUGCGUAAAUCAUGUGUAUAUAGUGAACAUUGCAUAAAUAUACUUGCAGAUUGUUUUUAAUUUAAUUGAAAUAAAGAUACAGAUAUGUUUGGCUGACAUACGUUAAAUUAUUACACAGACAAAUGUGCAACUCAGUUUUUCAGUUAAGCACUGAAAGGGAUAAAAGUAUAUGUUUGUGGUAGGUAAUUUUCCUAGGUCACUGUAUCUAUUUUAGUAAUAAGAGUCUAAAGAAAAUUCUUUUUUUCAUUUAUGAGUUACAAAGUAAUAACUGAGAAGCUGGGUUAUUCCCAAAGUGAAUUAUUAUGUUAUAAGACUUCUCCUGUAUGACACCUGCUAGAAAAAGUCAAACUUAUACUCAUCUGUACAAUAGCUAUGUCCAUAAUACACCAUGGAACAUGUACUGGUAAAAGUAUCAUGACGUGGAUUGUCCAUAAACCUGUGUACUGUUCUUCAACUCUGGACAACACUGUGACAGUAAUGCAUGGCAGUUACUGGAGGAAAGAAGUUCCAUAAUCACCACUACAGUACGUAUGUGAAGCAGAAAGUACCACAUCUUCAGUUAAAAUGGCUUAUGGGUCAAAGUAAAAUUCUGUUCCAUUUCCUCUUUGGAAAUACACUUCAGCAUGUUGGAAAGCUGUGCCAUUAGAAAUGGUGUUAGUCAGAUGAUGAUGGAAAUCGCCUUUAUUUAAUGCUUUCCCUAAUGCUGUUGGUCAGUGCCCCUUGAUCCUUCAGUGUGGUCAUUGCAUUUCAGAAAGUGUUUUGAUUUCAUCAACAAGAAUGGCAGUUUUCAAUAUAGUCAAAUACUGAAAUUUGUCAGUGUUCCUUCUUUGAUGUCUUCAACAAUGUUAUUUAGAUACAAUUUCCUGGCAAAAGAAGAAAAGUGAAGAACCUUGGCUUCAGAGGAGAUCGUUGUACAGGAGCUUUGUAAACACACCUUCAAACUAUGGGAGGCUUAGUUUAGGUUAUUGGUUCUUUGGAUAUAAAUACCACAAUAGAUGUACUCUUGGUAAUGCCAUCUAAAUUUUUAGCUCAUCAGUACAUUAGCAGGGAAAACUCACUAAAUCUAGACUGUCUGAUCUUUUAUCUUCUUCUGCACACUCUGUGCUAUUUUGCAGCCAAGGCAGACCAGGCAGAAGGAAUGAUUCAGUGGUUAAGUUGCUCAACUAGGAGAAAACCUCACAUAAUCAUCAGUUUUCUUGAAUGUCAGUAGCUCUCUGUUUCCCUUUGUGAAAUUGGGAAUGCUGUUUUGCACCUUUGGUUGAGGAUAAAAUUCCUCUACUUUUUGGUGAGGUACUUGGAGAACAGGUGAUAAUUGUCACCAUGCAAGAACCUAACCAAAACAUGCCUUGGAGCCCAGAAGAAUUGAUCAGUCAUCCAGUGUACAAAUUGUAGUGUUGACUCAGCUGCACAAAGGAAAUACAGGGUGAAAAUCAAACCUGUUCCAUUUAAGAGUUUUGGGUACAACUGCCAAGUCAGUGGUUUGUUUAAUGACAGCUUUAUUUGUAUUAAUUAUUUAAUAUGGAAUGACUUUCUUUGGAGCGUGAUUGCAGUAAUGACAAUAAUUUUCACAUAGAAAACUGAAUAGUUUUAGUCAUUUUAUCUGUUCCCUUGGUAAAAUUACCCUGGAUGGCUCCCAUCUGGUGACUCUGGAAUGAUAAUAUGGCCUGGACAAUGAAGCGUGUUUGUAUGGAGGCUGAGCGAGUUGCUUUAUUAUUCUAGAGUGCUCAUGUAUGGCUAAAAAUCAGCCUAAACUGCAAACUAUGUAGAGGUCACCAGAACUUUAUGAUCAUGGAACUUAACAAUUUGUGCUGUGUUGCCUCAAGGUUUCUACUUUACAUGUAGUCUUUUGCAAGAGUGGAGCGAGUAUAACCUGGGUUUGUUUGUUAUCUUGCAGAUUGUCAUAGUUGUGUGUUAGCUCAAGAAAAGCCCUGUGGAAAUUUGGAAGUGCUGCGAGUCCCAAGUGCAAGAUCCUGCACCUGGGUCAAGGCAGCUGCCAGUAUCAAUACAGGCUGGAGGAUGAAGGGAUUGAGAGCAGCCCUGCAGGCUGGGGAUACUGGUGGAUGAGAAGCUCGACAUGGCCCAGCAAAUGUGCACUCACAGCCCAGAAAGCCAACUGUGUCCUGGGCUGCAUCAAAAGAAGUAGAUGUAGCUGGUAGGUCAAGUGAGGUGAUUCUACCCCUCUGCUCCACUCUGCUGAAGACCUCACUUGCAGUGCUGCCUCCAGCUCUCAAGUCCUCAGCACAGGAAAGACAUGGAGUGGGUCUGGAGGAAGGCCACAAAAAUGAUCAGAGGGAUGGAACACCUCUCCUGUGAAGAAAGGCUGAGAAAGUUGGGGCUGUUACCCUGGAGAAGAAGAGACUGUGGGGAGGCCUUAUUGCAACCUUUCAGUGCUUAAAGGGAGUUUAUAAGAAAUAAGGGGACAGACUUUUUAGUAGAGCCUGUAGCAAUAGGCUAGGGGGUGAUGGUUUUAAACUGGAAGAAGGUAGAUUUAGACUAAAUAUAAGGAAGAAAUUUCUUACAACAAGGCUGGCAAAACACUGGAACAGGUUGCUCAGAGAGGUGGUAGAUUUCUCACACCCAGAAACAUUAAAGAUGAGGCUGGACGGGGCUCUAAGCACCUAAUCUAGUUGAAGACACCCCUGCUCAUUGCAGAGGGGUUUGGACUAGGUGACCUUUAAAGGUGCCUUCCAAUGCUAGCCAUUCUAUGAUUUUGCAAGUGCCAUCUGUUUACUUCUGUUCAACAAGCUAUGUGGAAAGUCAGCAUCACACAUGCUUCAUGGUUACCCCAAGGUAUAUGCAGUUGCCAUGACACUGUGCAGUCCAGGCAAAAUUUUUCUAUUACUGUCGUCUAGUGGAGGACAUUAUCCUGCUUCAGGAUCAAUGCUGUGUGGAAGCAUUUGAGUGCUUCAUCCUGAAGAAGCCACCUCCAGUGUGGGCUAAAUUGUUUCUCUAGAUGUCCCUCAUAAAUCAGGGAGAGAGAAGUCUGUCUAAGCAAGAUAUGUACGUUCAUGCUAAUGCACUGGGUUUAGAUCUUUUGACAUUUAGAUCGUUGUCGUGAUGUUUAAUUAUUUUUCUUUUGCAUUGAUUUAAAAUUAGACUUUCUUUUGAAUUGGGUCUGAUUCAAGCUUGGUGAUGUCACUGGAGGUACUGCUCUUGAAGGUAGUAAAUUACUGUGGUUCAGGGAGGUUUUAUUUUGUUACAUACCAAGAAGUUUCCUUUCAGCCUGAGGAGGUGCUCCAACAAAUUUGCAUUGCAGCAGGCUGGGUGGCAACACUAAUGCAUUGUAGUGAGCAUCAUUUCCCUUGUGGCUGCUGUCUCAACCUAGUGUGGCAUUUUACAGAGGCAGCAUCUACUUAUUGAUGUUUCUAGCACUGCUGCAAUUAAAGUUCAAAUAGAUUACAAGUUACAUGCGGGUUAAAAUGUUUCAUGGUGAUUCGCUGCGGUGAGCAGUGCAAUUAGCUGCAGUAUGUAAAAUGCAGCUAAUUGCUGCCUUUUCCAGCUGGCAAGGAGGGACUUGUUCAAGCAGGCUAUUUGAAGAUGAUACUAAAAAGUUUGCAAAUUCUGAUGGUUUCCCUCCAUCCCCCAAUUUAGUUGUUGAAUUGUCAGUUCAAAAUCUGGAUGAUGUGUGGGCUGUUGUCUUUUGAGUUCUUACUCAUUAAAGAGAGAAACCUGUGGCUGAAUAUAGUUGUAAGAACAAAAGCACUUUUAAUCUAAUCUGUAAAUUCCAUGCCUUAUUUCCAUUAAAAACCCCCACUCUUAAGUGCAUUUUUCUGUUAACUGUGAGCAAAACUUUUUUUUUGCCUUCAGUGGAAAAUAGUGUGUAAAGUAGUCAGCUGCUGCAGCAAGGCAAACAAGUAAAGAAUAAGUUUUUUGUUCGAGUUUUUGUUUUGUUGUUUUUUUCUUUUUAGCCAACAAAUGUGAAACCCUAUACCAGGCGACUUCAAAAUUAAAGUGGGAAAACACAAGCCAGAUGCAUGAAAAUUUUAGUAGCUGCCAAAUGUGCCUUUUAUUAAAGAACAUCUGUAAUCCUUUUUAAAAGAAGGGUAGAUGGAGGUAAACGAUCAGGGGUGCCUGUUGUUGGAAUUGCUUUGGACAAAUUUGUUUGAAUCUACUUUGGAAUAAACCUUUGUGAAAAGAACAACUUUUAGGUACCAAUAAGUUUGUUCAGGUAUGUGUGUACAUUUGCCUUUGUUUGCUGGCAUGAUUACUUGCCAAAACAAGCGCUAAAAGCUAUGUCAGUCCAGUUGUAAAAAGGAGAGGAGAAAAAAAAAAAAAAAGCUGGCACAUUUGAUGACCUGUGUACGUAAGUGUCUGUAGGUGAUCUUUGUAUACUGUGUCUGCAGUGGUAUUCAGAUUGCAUUUAAGUGAAAAUUUAAUAGUGGCUGUUACCUUUUGGCAUUAAAAGAUGUGUCCUAAAAAUAAAAUAAUUUUUAAAAGCCUUA
Molecule: messenger RNA, 9476 nt
Organism: Calypte anna (Anna's hummingbird)
Lineage: Eukaryota; Metazoa; Chordata; Aves; Apodiformes; Trochilidae
Gene: SOS1
Product: SOS Ras/Rac guanine nucleotide exchange factor 1
Exons: 22
Coding region: 45-4004 (1319 amino acids)
Biological process (GO): Ras protein signal transduction; positive regulation of GTPase activity
Cellular component (GO): plasma membrane
Molecular function (GO): guanyl-nucleotide exchange factor activity; protein heterodimerization activity
Source: RefSeq, a predicted model, not a curated record